CUCCCUGGAAUUUGUGUGGUACCAGGUCGCUUUACGGGAAAAGACUGCUCCAAUUUAGCCUGGAAUUACCCAGCUUUAGACUUUUAUCAGGGUGCUCAAUCUGUAAAAAGAAUCACCAAACUGAUAAAACCAGUACAGCGUGGAUCAAACUGGUAAAUCAGGGUACCGAGACAACUGUCAAUCCAGCGAAAAAGAAACGGACAACUUUCAAGCCCACAGGGUAACUGACAAAGGAUUUUACGACACAGUGAGAGAUAGGGUAAUGUAUAUAAAAGGAUGCAAGAAUCACAGGAAACUCACAUAUCCAACCACCUGGAUGAAAUUGUUGCUGCCGUCAGCAUAACACCUAGAAAGAAACUGCAAAACCAGCUGCUUCAGAGAGCACUGUUCCAGCCUCCUCGGGAGAAACUCCGCCUCUCUGAAGAGAAAGCAAAGUCCUAUGCCAGCAGUCAUGAGUACAAAAAGGCUCUCCACGAGCUUGUGCACUGCAUGGCUCUGACAAGGAUCUGCUAUGGUGAUGCCCACUGGAAGCUGGCCGAGGCACACGUUAACCUGGCUAAGGGUUAUCUCCAGCUGAAAGGAAUGUCACUACAAGCAAAACAACAUGCAGAAAAAGCCAAAGAAAUCCUCACCAGUUCCAUUGUGCCUCCAUACAAUGACAAUACAGAUGUUUUCAAGUGUUCAGUUGAGCUGUUCCAUACCUUGGGGCAAGCCUUACUGUCCCUUCAAAAGUUCAAGGAAGCGUCAAAGAAUUUGACAAAGGCGGAGAUACUUUCAAAGGAGAUGCUCCAAUGUGGAAAGAUUAUAAAAGAAGAAUGGAUGGAAAUUCAAGCGCGGAUCAAAUUGUCAUUUGCACAGGUAUAUCAAGGUCAGAAGAAAUCAAAAGAAGCUCUGCCCCACUACCAAGAGGCUUUAGAAUAUACUGAGAUCAGUAGAGGUGAAAAAAGUCUUGAGUGUGUACCAAUACUGAGGGAAUUGGCAGCUGCAGAGCAAGCCCUGGGAUUUCAUGAUGCAUCCAUCAACAACCUUUUACAGGCGCAUCUCAUCGUUCUGAGAGGAAGCCCCUCUCGAGAGGAGGCAGCCACGUCCGCACACUCCAUCGCCUGUGCCGCCGUCGCGUCCGGGAGGCCUGAGCACCAUGAUGUGGCUGAGCAGUAUUUUCAGGAUAGCAUGGCUAAUCUCAAGGAUGCUGAAGGGAUGGAGAAAGCCAAGUUUCUUUCAAUUCAAGAUGAUUACUGCCAUUUCCUACAAGUCACUGGACAAGACGAGAGAGCCACUUCAAUCCUCAGAGAGUCCCUGGAGGCCAAAGUGGCAGUGUUCGGUGAUUUCAGUCCUGAGGUGGCAGAGACAUACCGGCUCCUGGGUGUGGCCGACCUGGCACAGGGGAACCAGACUGGGGCCCAAAAGAAACUGAAGAAGUGUCUUCAGAUCCAGACCCUCUUAUAUGGACCCCAGGACAAGAGGACUCUGGCCACCCAGCAAACCAUGGACAUCCUGUCCAAGGCCCCCGAGGUGCCCGCGAGGCCGCGGCCGUCCCCCGGAGCCAAGGCGGCCUUCUGCGCCGGCGGGAGGCCGCACAGCGUGCCUGGGCGCGCCAGGCCCAGCGCCGCCGACUGAGCCCGCCCUGCCGCCCCCCGGGGUGCGCCCCCCAGGUGCCCCGCACAUCUCUCCUUCCGGAACGGAGCCUUCGACAGCCGCUGCUCCGAUUUCUAGGCCGACUGUGUGCUCCGAAUGCAAAGCCACCCCACACCUCCCAUGGGCCCCAUGUGGACAUUGGUGCCCCUCCUGGUGACCUGCCCUUCUAUAAAGCAUUUUUCUUUCUGCUACCUUAGUGGUUUCUUCUGGCCGACAAGAGUUACCAUCAGCACUGCUGCGGCUGCAGGCUUCGCUCCCUCACCAUCUGAUUGUGUAUGGGGUGUACAGCCCCUUGUGCAGGGUCUGGAGUCAGAUUUGGAGCAGGAAGAUUGUGGACAAAAAGCUCUUUCUUAUAGGAAGGUAAUAGGGGUUGAGAAUAAAAUGCUAAUAAAA
This is a messenger RNA of Capra hircus (goat), 2028 nucleotides long. It is a transcript of the gene TTC23, whose product is annotated as tetratricopeptide repeat domain 23. NCBI's taxonomy places the organism in Eukaryota, Metazoa, Chordata, Mammalia, Artiodactyla, Bovidae. The record is from RefSeq and is a predicted model, not a curated record. The transcript has 11 exons. Gene Ontology annotation, molecular function: protein binding. The coding region runs from base 277 to 1617 and encodes 446 amino acids.